GAACUUAUUUAUGCCGCCAUUUUGUUACUGGGGUAACGGUCCAAAGUUACCCGUAUGUAAACAACUUUGUAUGACAAACGGAUUCAAAAAUAUGCGGACCCUUUGAUGGUCACAUGACAUGAAAAUGGCGGAAGGACAGUGGUUGGCUCUUCUCUUGUGUAUAACUUCAGUUUACCAUGUGACUUGUCUUAAUAAUGGGUUAGCACUGACCCCACCAAUGGGCUGGUUGUCAUGGGAACGAUACAGAUGUAUCACUGAUUGUGAAACAUAUCCAGAUGAUUGUAUAAGUGAAAAGCUAUACAUGGAAAUGGCCGACUUGCUAGUAUCUGAAGGUUACAAGGAUGUAGGAUAUCAGUAUGUCAAUAUUGAUGAUUGCUGGAUGUCUAAAGAAAGGGAUGGAAGAGGGUCCCUCGUAGCAGACCCAGAGAGAUUCCCACAUGGCAUUAAACAUCUAGCAGAUUAUAUACAUUCAAAAGGGCUGAAAAUGGGUAUAUAUGAGGACUUUGGAACAAAGACUUGUGGUGGUUACCCAGGUAGCAAGUUUUACCUGCAGGAAGAUGCAGAAACAUUUGCCUCAUGGGGUGUUGACAUGCUCAAACUAGAUGGUUGUUACACUAAUGCAGCAGAUUAUGAAUAUGGUUACCCGAUUAUGGAGUUCUUUUUGAACAGGACAGGACGACCAAUGUUAUAUUCCUGCAGUUGGCCUGCAUAUGUAUCUAAUCCUGAUUAUGUAAAGAUAGCAAAAUAUUGCAAUAUUUGGCGUAAUUAUGCUGAUAUAGGGGAUUCAUGGGACAGUGUACGAGGUAUUAUAGACUUUUAUGGAAAGGAUAAAGGGAACUUCAGUAAAGUAGCUGGACCUGGUCAGUUUAAUGAUCCUGAUAUGAUAAUAAUAGGAGACUAUGGGUUAAGUUAUGAACAACAGAGAACACAGAUGGCACUGUGGUCAAUGAUGGCUGCACCAUUAUUCAUGUCCAGCAAUCUGAGAAAAAUGCCCCAAAAGUCAAAGGCUUUACUGCAGAACAAGAGAGCUAUAGCCAUAAAUCAGGACCCACUUGGGAUACAAGGAACAAGAAUAGAUAUGAUUGGAAAAAACAUUCAAGUUUGGACGAAGCAGAUAUCACCUAAAGGAAAAUCCUUUGCAUUCACAUUUCUAAACACUGAUGAGGGUGGUAGCCCUACAAAGAUAAGCUACCCUUUGAAGAAGCUAGGUGCCAUAGCUCCUGCAGGAUACAAUGUUACUGAAGUUUUCUCAGGUGCUUUCGUUGGAAUGUUCAAGCCUCAAGACAGCCUUAAUGUCAGCGUAGAUCCAACUGGGGUGUUCUUCGGCAUGGCCAAAUUCCUUGGUUAGAUACCACUGUGAUAUAGACAUACAACAGCAACUUAUUUUAUACAUUCCAGAAUUAUUCUUGUAACACAAAGACAGUAUUGUUUUUUUUCUCAAGUCUUUGUUCAGUAUUCUUCUCGGUUAACCCUUAUCUUAAUCUGGGUUAUUCAAUGGAUGUUUACAUAUCGGUUUGGACCACAAUAAAUCAUUACCAGUA
Messenger RNA from Ruditapes philippinarum (Manila clam), 1541 nucleotides. Its product is annotated as alpha-N-acetylgalactosaminidase-like. Gene Ontology annotation, cellular component: cytoplasm. Gene Ontology annotation, biological process: glycosylceramide catabolic process; glycoside catabolic process; oligosaccharide metabolic process. The coding region runs from base 119 to 1348 and encodes 409 amino acids. The transcript has 9 exons. NCBI's taxonomy places the organism in Eukaryota, Metazoa, Mollusca, Bivalvia, Venerida, Veneridae. The record is from RefSeq and is a predicted model, not a curated record. Gene Ontology annotation, molecular function: alpha-galactosidase activity.